Messenger RNA from Anguilla rostrata (American eel), 3578 nucleotides. It is a transcript of the gene tmppe, whose product is annotated as transmembrane protein with metallophosphoesterase domain. The transcript has 5 exons. The record is from RefSeq and is a predicted model, not a curated record. Bases 282 to 1628 code for a protein of 448 amino acids. Lineage: Eukaryota; Metazoa; Chordata; Actinopteri; Anguilliformes; Anguillidae. Gene Ontology annotation, molecular function: hydrolase activity.
CUAUCGCAUGCCUGUAGCAGCAAAAUGCUUCUGCAACGUUGCAACACUGCCAGUGGACAACGCGCCGAGUUGAACCCAAGCUUGCGGAAGUAAAUCAACACAGCUUGAAUGUGUAGACCACUAGCUAGCUAAAGACUUUUGGAGUGUCGAUAGGACACGAUGAAGACGUCAAACUGGAGGUAGCGAUUUAGUCUUCUCUGUUCGUGCUCCCGACAAGUCUUUCAUUUGACCUUUGUCUUGUAAACACAUUCGCCAGUAAGCGACACAGCACAAGCCGGAAAAUGUUCAGCCUGGGGAAGUUGUCCAUGGAAAUUAAACUGGCCAUCGCUACAGGGGUUGUGUUUUUCUCUAUGCUGAUUUCCCGAACUCUCUUGUCCGAGACCAUGGACAUUGUUACGCGAGCCAGAUUAUUCCGGGUUCAGUUCCUGCUGCUGGCCAACUCUAUCUUGCUAAUCGGCUCGCUCUACAUUUGGAAAAAGACUGUGUCGGCGCUUACCAGCUCAAUAUGCAUUUCUUCCCGGAUAGCACAAUGCUGGAGAGGAGUCGUGUUGCUGUUUCUCAUAUUCGCCCACUCCAGCCAUCUGUCUAUGUUUUACCUGGUUGGAGAAGAACCGUAUUGGUUGGCGCUGAUGAGCUACAGCUGUUUGGGCGCAUACUUCAUCCUCGUGUUUUUACUGUUUGCUUUCGGCUGUGCAGGAUAUUGUCAUAAAUUGGUGGCGCGAGGCGGAUCGACGAACAAGACCGAUCUCCCGACAUGUGCAGCUACUGUUUCUGCCCCGUCCGCCUCUGGUCGCGUUCAAACGAUCCUGGCUAUCUUAUUGACUGUAAUCCUCACUGCUUUAGGUCUUAGAAACGCGUCCCUGCCUCCGGAGAUAGUCCGGGUUGAGAUCGCCUUGGAAAAACUCCCCCCCUCCCUGGACUACCUUAAGGUUGUCCUCUUGUCGGACAUCCACUUAGGUCCCACUGUGGGACGGUCCAGGCUCGAGCUGAUAGUAUCCAUGGUGAACAACCUUGAUCCAGACGUGGUUGUCAUCGUCGGUGACCUCACUGACUCCCAGGUGUCUCGGCUACUGACCGUCUCUGAGCCACUGCGUAACAUGAAGUCACGACUGGGAUCCUACUUUGUCACAGGCAACCAUGACUACUACACUGCGGAUGUGGAGAGAUGGUUUUCCCACCUGCGCUCCCUUGGCAUCCAGCCCCUGCACAACGGGAAUGCCAAGAUCUUCCGGAAAGAGAGAAAGGAAGACUGGAUCUGUUUGGCCGGCGUGGACGACCUGGAGGCCCGCAUGCUACGGUAUCCAGGACAUGGGAUGGAUGUGACGGAAGCUCUGGAUGGUUGUGAUUGGGAGUUACCCAUCAUCCUCCUGGCCCACCAGCCACGUGCCGCCCUCCAAGCCCUGCAGGAGAGGCCUGACAUUAACCUAGUGCUCUCAGGACACACCCACGCGGGACAGAUCUUCCCCUUGUCCAUCUUUGCCUACCUGGUGAACCCGUUCUUCUGUGGGCUGUAUCGGGUCGGGGAGAGCAGCCAGGUGUACGUGUCGGCUGGCACAGUCUACUACGGCUUUCCCAUGAGGCUCGGCAGCAGGGCUGAGAUCACAGAGAUCCUGCUCAGGACUCCCUGAGAGCGGGGGAUAUUGUCUCUCUCUUGCACAUGCACACACUCAUACACACACUCUCACACUCACACACACACCCACACAAACACACGUACGUACACUCACACACACACACACACGCAUACACACACACACACAUGCACCACAACAUUGUUUGCCAUUGUUUUUUUUUUGUUUUGGGGUUUUCUUUUUUUUUGUUUGCUUUCUCAUUCCCAAAAUCCACACACAACCACAAACCAGAUUUGGGGACAAUUCCUUAUCAGUUCUGUUUGUUGUCAAUGCAGAUUUUUGUUCAAUUAAUUAAUUGAAAAUUCAUAGUAUAUUAUGGGCAUUUCUAUUUUAUUUUAUGAAUUGAUGUGGAAUCGCCCCAGAUCUGUUUCUCACACACUCUCACACACACACAUAAAUGAAGUGCCACUGAUUCUUUGGACACCAUUGUUAACAUACAUGUACACCUAGACUGUUAAGACUGUUAUGUAGAAGCUGUGCAAGUAAUCAGCCUGUUGCUUGCAAACAGCCAAAGAAAUUCCUGUUUGUAUCUGCAAGUUUAUACACUGUGUAAUCCUGUCACUUGGAGCCAGAGAGCAACACAGCAUGCCUUAGAUAACAGUCAGUCAGCCACCCACCAGAAUGAACCUCAGAACACCAAGGAGAAAUGUCAUGCCACUGAUAUUAGUCCUCCUCAUCUUCACCUGUAGCAAAGAAUUCUUGACAAAGAACAGGAAUAAUAACACAACCUUCACAUCCUUAGUGUAUUAUCAUAAUUGGAAAGGAAAUGGAGAGCAGUUGCACCAAUCACAGUAGUACUUCACGUCACUUCUUCCAGGAUAGGGAUGUCACAGGCCAGAGCCUCACGGUGCCAGGCAAUGCCACUGGUGAGGAACUGCCCCCCAUUUUGUUGCCUGUUUUACUGAUUCUUUGGUGUGCCGGUUUGAAAAGUGGUUGUGGGUUAGCUUUGGAAAAAGGGAGUGUUCCGUCCCAAGUCUUAGCAGUUCUGAAUACUGUAGUUCUGUAGUUUCAGCUGUUGAAAGAAUGGAAGGUUCCAGUCUUUGUGUUUUUCACUGCAAUAGGGACAAUUCUUUUUAUUACAUGCCAACUUUUAGCGACAGCUUUCCCAAAGUCCAUACAAAAGGUCCCUCCAUUCUUUUGUCCACAGCUCAGAACAUUGGAGACAGAGGAGUGCGAUCUUUUGCAUGGAGCUUGGAGCUGUGUACCACACUGUUGGCAUUUUUAUGCUGUGUGUUGUUAUUUUAAAUAGUUUACCAAUCAUUCUGUUGCCGGAAUGAAGGAAAGAGGAGAGGAGUUAGAAUUACAAAAAUUGUGAUCGCCAGGGUGAUUCAUUGAAGUUGUUAGUUCAGGUUUUAUUAAUUAUUUUAUAUAAUUGAGAGUUUUUAAUGAAGUCGUUUUUAAUUAAAUUCUCUGCAUUUGAGUCACUCACCUCCCGGAACUGUUUUUUUAGUUUUUUUUGCCAGUACUUUUAGCUUUGUUACUACGAGUCAACUGUGAUCCACACUGUAUGCCAAGAGUACAAGGUCGGGCGUCCCUACCACGCGCGUUUGGCCUCAGACCUCACCUCAACUUUGUCUGUGGUUUCAGACGGUGCGGUUUUUUCACUGCACUUGGGAUAUUUGCAUACCCACUGGCGUGUUUGCUGUAUGUGAUGCAUUGAUAAGACACUUUAAACGUUCACAGAAAGCUUUAUUGCACUGGCUUUGCCUAUUUUAAGGACCAUGUCUGCCUUGUUUGUCGUUUUAAAACCUGUGGAAUCAAUACAUGUUUGUUUCGUAACAUUUGAACUAAGCAUGAAUCUUUUCCCUUUACUAGUUUUGGAACAGGAAAGUUUGCAAGACAAUCUUAUGUUAGAAAAAAAAAGAUAUUAUGUUUGCAUUUAAAUGAAUGCCAAAAUGGAACCUGCCAUGCACUGAAUGAAAUGCAAAUAAAUUUUCAGCAAUCCUA